Molecule: messenger RNA, 1597 nt
Organism: Ipomoea triloba (trilobed morning glory)
Lineage: Eukaryota; Viridiplantae; Streptophyta; Magnoliopsida; Solanales; Convolvulaceae
Product: UDP-glycosyltransferase 90A1-like
Exons: 2
Coding region: 53-1468 (471 amino acids)
Molecular function (GO): UDP-glycosyltransferase activity
Source: RefSeq, a predicted model, not a curated record
CUUCUAUGAUCAUUCCGAGAAUCCGAGAAAGUGAGAAACAAAAACUCUUAAUAUGGGCGCUGUUUCUUCUCCAUGUUUUGUGAUCUUCCCCUUCAUGGCCCAUGGCCACACCAUCCCUCUCCUCUACCUCGUCCGCCUCCUCCGCCGCCGCGGCAUCUCCGUCGCCGUCUUCACCACCCCGGCCAACGCGCCGUCUAUCCGAUCAUUCCUCAAAGACGACGACAUCAAAUCGACGUCGAUUAUUGAGCUCCCCUUCCCUAACAAGCCCAUAGACGGCGUCCCUCCCGGAGUGGAGAACACCCACGACCUCCCAUCCAUCUCCUCCUUCUUCGAAUUCGUGAAUGUCACGACCCUCAUGCGGCCCGACUUCGAGAACGCUCUGGAAGGUUUGCACCCCGUGGGGUGCAUAAUUUCCGACGCUUUCCUCGGAUGGACCCAAGAAACCGCGGCGAAGCUCGGAGUUCCGAGGUACUUUUUCUUCGGGAUGAGCGGUUUCGCCACGACGGUGCACCGCGUUCUCGAACGUGAUAGGCCCCACGCGCAUACUUCGUCGCUGGACGAGCCGUUUGGAUUCCCCGACUUCCCCGGGCUGGAGCUAACGAGAAACCACUUCGAGCCGCCGUUCAAUGAGCUGCAGCCGUCAGGUCCCCAGGUUGAUUUCAUUCUUCAGCUAGGUGUCACGAUGGUUAAAAGCCAGGGUUUAAUCGUGAACAGUUUUUAUGAAUUGGAGACAAGAUAUUUAGAGUAUUGGAACAACAACAUAGGUCCUAAAGCUUGGUGUGUCGGACCACUUUGUCUAGCCGCCAAGCCGCCACCCACCUCGGAGAAUCAACCAUGGAUACAAUGGCUAGACCACAACUCACCAGUACUGUACGUCGCGUUUGGUACCCAGGCGGAGAUAUCAGCGGAGCAAUUGAAGGAAAUAGCGGAAGGGUUAGAGCGGUCGGGGGUGAAAUUCCUUUGGGUGAUUAGGCCAAAGAUGAUGAAACACUUGGAAGAAGGGUUUGAAGAGAGGGUCAAGGAUAGAGGGCUAAUGGUGAAAGUUUGGGCGAACCAAAAUGAGAUAUUGAUGCACAAAAGCGUUACAGGGUUUCUGAGUCACUGCGGGUGGAACUCGGUGAUGGAAAGCGUGUGCGCGAAAGUGCCGAUCUUGGCGCUCCCUUUCAUGGCGGAGCAGCACCUGAAUGCGAGGUUUGUGGCGGCGGAGGAGUGUGGGGUUGGGCUUAGGGUUAUGCCGAGGGGUGGGUCGGUUAGAGGGUUUGUGGAGGCCGAGGAGGUGGAGAAGAUGGUGAGGGAGCUUAUGGACGGGUCGAGAGGGGCCGAGGUGAGAAAGAGGGUGGAGGAGGUGGGAGAAGCCGCGGCGGAAGCUAUGAGACACGGUGGGUCGUCUUGGGUGGGGUUGGGUGGGCUUAUUGAGGAUGCCUCUGGAGGGAAAGAAGCUCUGCCCAUUGUUGCCAUUACACAAUGAAUGCCUAGCUACUAGCUAGUCUUAAGAUCAUCAAUCAUCAUCAAUAGUUUAUAAGUUCCAAUAAAAUAAAUGCAUGUGUUUUGUGUUUAAAAAAUCACUUGCAAAUAAACAAAUUGUUUGUUGACAAAA